Messenger RNA from Linum trigynum, 471 nucleotides. The record is from the annotation of a GenBank genome assembly. Lineage: Eukaryota; Viridiplantae; Streptophyta; Magnoliopsida; Malpighiales; Linaceae.
AUGCUCCAACCCAUCAAUCUCGUAGUCGAUCUCGGCGGCCCGACACUCUGGCUCGACUGCGACCACCACUCUUCGUCUCUUCUCCAGCGGGCUUUCGUACUCAGCCGCUCGAUCCUGUGCUUUGCGGCAAAAUCCGACGGCCUUCUUCGCCGGACCGGCGGCAGAGAGUCGGCUUGUAUUGUUGGAUUGCGAAACGGUGUCGUCGGGUCGAGAGUCGUAGGUCAACUAGCUGAAGGCGAUGUCGCCGUCGGGUCAACGGCGAGGGUUGAAAAGUUCAUCUUCUCUUGCGGGUCGGCUUUUCUGCUCGGCGGCCUAGCGACGAGGACUGUGAGGAUGAUGGUAAGAGAAACCAAGCUGCUAGGGUUGCAGCUGGUUGUAAGGGAGAAGAAGAAUGCGAGCAAUGAUUAUUUCGAAACCAGCAAAUUGCAAAGCCUCUCAUUCUUCUAUUUAUACCAACGUUCAGAAAGCUAA